Messenger RNA from Pecten maximus, 697 nucleotides. Its product is annotated as 39S ribosomal protein L52, mitochondrial-like. The record is from RefSeq and is a predicted model, not a curated record. Gene Ontology annotation, cellular component: mitochondrial large ribosomal subunit. Gene Ontology annotation, molecular function: structural constituent of ribosome. Gene Ontology annotation, biological process: mitochondrial translation. Lineage: Eukaryota; Metazoa; Mollusca; Bivalvia; Pectinida; Pectinidae.
GAGGUUACUCGUGAUGGCCAUGUUCAGGCAUUGUUUCAAUAAAGUGAAUCAUCUUAUCAUUCCUCGUGAGGCAGCUAGAAAUCUCAGUUCAACAUCUGUCACAUGUAAACAUUUUUGUGCAGAAUGGAAGAAAUCAAAAUUUGGUGGAGAAUGGAGAAUUAAACAAGGUAAAGCGAUGGAUGGCGCCACCUAUGGACCCCUCACAGACUUGCCUGAUUAUACCUAUCUAGAUGGACGUCCAACACCACUGAGUACAGGGCAAUUACGGAGACGAGAGAUGAACAAAGAAAUGGCGAAAAAUGUGAUGCAAAUGAUGGGGGAACUGGAAUUUAUUCAAAAGACUUCAGAGGAAAAACGACAAAAAAAGAAGGACAGAGAAAUUAAGACAAAAAAUAUGUUGAGUUUCAAACCUAAAGGAAAACGAAGUCACAAAUCUGUUGAAGAAAAAAGAAGUGUCUGAAUAAAAAUGGUCAACAAACAUUCAAAGGAAUACUUGAAGAGUGUUCUCACAUCUGACUGUAGAUUGUUUGUCAAUCAUUUGAAGGAAAUAUAUGAAGAGUGUUAUCAUAUCUGACUGUAGAUGUGGUUCAACUUAUAGACAGUGUUUCUGUCGCCUCAUCUGCAGAAAUCUGUAUACCAGGUAGUUCACUGGGUUUUUUUUUUUAAAGUAUAUUCAAAAUAUACUUUUUGAACAAUA